Portunus trituberculatus (swimming crab) is the source of this 6595-nucleotide messenger RNA. It is a transcript of the gene rdgB, whose product is annotated as protein retinal degeneration B-like. NCBI's taxonomy places the organism in Eukaryota, Metazoa, Arthropoda, Malacostraca, Decapoda, Portunidae. The coding region runs from base 1226 to 5794 and encodes 1522 amino acids. The transcript has 29 exons. The record is from RefSeq and is a predicted model, not a curated record. Gene Ontology annotation, cellular component: cytoplasm. Gene Ontology annotation, molecular function: phosphatidylinositol binding; phosphatidylinositol transfer activity; phosphatidylcholine intramembrane carrier activity. Gene Ontology annotation, biological process: phospholipid transport.
AGCAGCAGACGACGCGUGUAGUGGUUGACAGGGAGCGAGUGUUGUUGUGCUGCGGCUUUGACAUUGUAGCAAGUCCCGUGUGUUGCAGCAAGGACUAAACAGAGUGAUUUAGUAUUCAAGUGAAGGUUUGCUGCUCGCUUCCUGUGGUACCUAAGCGUGGCAGAGGCUGAGUGAGCUGAGACACGGCAGCCAGGUGCGGCGAGUGGCGAGCGGCGGAGAGAGAGAGAAGGGAGACAGGAGCGACAGCAACAAUAGCAACAUCAUCAGUGUUCGGGUGUCCCAGCAGCGGGGAGGACAUGCCAGAUUCCCCCACAUAGUAAGCAAGGCUCUCACGUCAGCAACAUCCUCCUUAGAUACACAAGCAGCCCCUUUUUUGCCUUGCUGCCCCGUGAGUGUGUGUGGGAAAAUUGGUGUUUCCGAUCCUUUGAACGCAGCAUCAACACACUGGAUGUUUUCAAGGUAGCAUUCACUCUUUCCUGGGCGAUGACGCAAGUAGUGACGUGUCGGUGCCUUGUGACGUCAUGGAAUCCAGCUCUCCCCAUUGGUCCGGAGACGAGGCGUGGCUGCUUAUUGGCCAAAUCCCGACACUUGUGGUUCGGUAGCACUGUACACCGUCACUGGAACGUUGCUCUUCGUCAUACGUGAGUGUAAUGUGUAGGAUUGGCUGUGUAAGGUUGAUGCAGCACUGAUCUUUAUCUGAGGGUGAGGCGCAGAGGGCGAGGGAGCGCUGGCAAUUGAGUUAGGGCAGUUAUCAGAUGUCGCAAGAGCAGGAAGUGCCUAGCAGUAGCGGCUGUGAGGCUGAUUCAGUGUGGCAUCCAGCUUCACGUUGAUCGCAUCGGUAGUGGAGGUGCGGCGGUGUGUCUGGCUUCUCGUUAGCUGGGAUCUGUCAGUGCGGUGAGCCACGCAGUGAGGUGAGCCAGCGGGCAUGGCAGCCUGACCCCUGCGACAUCCCUCUGCAGGCUGAGUAUAGGGAGAGGGAGACGUGUGUAUGAGUGUCGCGUAAGGGUGGGGCCGCGUGACAUACAAGGUACCCAAGUGACCACCUUCAAGCUUAUGAUCGCUAGCCUGACCUGACCUGCCGCGACGUAGCUGCUGCUUCGCUCCACCACCACCACCGCCACUACCGCUGCUGCCGCUACAGCCUCCCGCCGCCGUCAACACAGCCUCCCAGCCCCCGCCUCAAGGUUGGCUGCCGAGGAGGAUGAGGUAGCGUAAGGGCGGCGUCAUGGUGCUGGUGAAGGAGUACCGCAUCCCACUGCCUCUCACUGUGGAGGAAUACAGGGUGGCUCAGCUGUAUAUGAUUGCCAAAAAGUCACGGCAAGAGAGUCAUGGUGAAGGCAGUGGUGUGGAGAUCCUGGUGAAUGAGCCAUAUACUGACGGUCCGGGUCCUGAGGGCAAGGGACAGUACACUCACAAGGUUUACCAUGUAGGCAGCCACUUGCCAGGUUGGUUAAAAUCCCUCAUUCCCAAGUCUGCUCUGUCUGUGGAAGAGGAGGCCUGGAAUGCUUACCCAUACACCAAGACACGUUUCACUUGUCCCUUUGUGGAAAAGUUCAGCAUUGAGGUGGAGACAUAUUACUACAACGAUGGGGGGCAGCAAGAGAAUGUCUUCAAUCUGUCCAAGUCAGAGAUGAAGCAGAGGGAGAUUGAUUUGAUUGAUGUGGUGAAAGAUCAACUGUACGGAGCAGAUUAUGUGGAGGAAGAAGAUCCUCGUAAAUAUAUUUCCCAGAAAACUAAUAGAGGUCCUCUUGGUGAUAACUGGAUAGAAGAAUACUCAGAAAUGUGUAAUGGUAAGAAUGCUCCAUUACCAAAUGGCCAGGCAAUCAUGUGUGCUUACAAGCUGUGUAAGGUGGAGUUCCGGUACUGGGGAAUGCAGACCAAAAUAGAAAAAUUCAUCCAUGAUAUUGCACUGAGAAAAACCAUGCUGCGGGCGCACAGACAGGCCUGGGCAUGGAUGGAUGAGUGGUGGGGUCUCACCAUUGAAGACAUUCGUAACAUUGAAAAAGAAACACAAAGCCUUCUGGCUAAGAAGUACGGCCAGGGAGGGGAGGAGGAUGGUGCUCAGAACUCAGCCACAGCAGAGGUGUCCUCAGGUGUCCCUCACAGUCCCAGUGUUUCCUCGGACCGAACGCCAAACCUUGAACAGCUGAGCAAGUGUAGUUCGUUUAGGACUAGUAAUGAUUUAGGCGAUCAUUCUCAGGUUAUUUGUGAAGGUGAUGUAGUUGCCAACAAUGGUGUAAAUAGUAACAAUAAUAAUAAUAAUGAGAGUGAAGAAAACCUCUCUGGACUGGGCUCGAGUCCCAAACUAAAGAGACGAGAGCUGAACGUGAGUCUGGACAGUGUUUUAGUUGAUGACACUCGGAAGAGAGGCUCUUGGUCACGAAGUGGAUCACGAAACACAUUGAACUCACAGAACCAAGCCAGCUGGAGAAUGGAGAGUAUCAGAAGAGACUCAGAUUCAUCAGGAAGUGAGGAUGAGUUCUUCGACUGUCAAGCUGAAUGGGUCACUAAAGGAACAAUGAAACUCACUGAGCCCACACCCUUCCAUCAACAAUACUCAGUACCUGCCUCGUUUCAGUUUGAGGAUCUUGAAGAGACAGCUGCCCUACACAAGUGGAGCUCCCUGGAACUGCUGCCUCCAGAUGGUGAUACACAGAGCACUGCUGGUCAUGCAGGCAAUGAAGACAGCAUUUUUUCACCAGCCUUCAUAUCAAGGGUGGCAGCAGAGCGUCACAGCCGUGUGCUGGGACGAAGCAUGGAGACGUCUGCCCCUUCAUCCCCGUCCCACUCCCCGUCCCACCAGCCUGGCCCUUGCUCCACCACUGUCCUACUUCUGGUCAUACAUGCUGGAUCCGUCCUUGACCCUACACCAGAUGUGACCAACAAGAGGAGUGAUGUUACUACCUUCAGAGGAGCAUUUGAGUCUGUCAUGCGACAGCACUACCCUCACAUGGUGGGUCAUGUGGCCAUCAGGCUGGUUUCUGCACCACCUGUGUGUUCAGACAGCCUCAACAUCCUCUCCAGUUUGAGUCCAUAUGGCCUUGAUGCAACACCUGUGUGUGGAGAGGUGUCUGGUGGGGACAGUGUUCCUGUUGGUGCUGUGCCACUGUUGGCAACAAGUGUGCCGGAGUAUGAUGAGUAUGUGGUACGCACCCUCAACUCUACCAAUGCAGCCUACCAUGAGUUCCUGAGAUCAGAGGAAGGACAUGGCUUUAAUGGGCAGGUCUGCAUCAUUGGUGACAGCAUUGGUGGUGUCUUGGCUUAUGAUGUUCUAUGCAGAGUGCAUGAUCAACAGAAGUAUGGGAGCAAUAGCAACAUUCCUGAAGGCGAACCGCCUUCCCCUGGUCAGUACUACAAGCAGAAGUCAUCUCCAGCACAGCCUCAAUCUUCCUCUCCUUCCCCAGCCACCCCUCCUUCUAUUUCUCCUGAUAAACCUGUGAGCUCCCCACCACUGACCACACUCUCCCCAACCAUCACUGUAAGCCUGGAGAGUACUUUGGUAAAGCCCACCACUGGUGUCUUUGUCCAGGCAGCAGAAAGUGCUUCUCCUAAAAACCUGAACACAGCUUCCUCCUCUCACUCCCCCUCAGAUAAAAUUCCCUCCCCUCAAUCAACAAACAAUCUUCACUCCCCACUCCGUAAGAUAUCUGCCCCCCUGCCUCCGUCGGGCUUCAGCCCACUCACUAGGAAAUGCUCAGCCCCGUGUAGCAUUCCCAGUGGUGCAGGAAUGUGGGGAUGUCAGCCUGGUAGCAGCACUCCCACACCUUCACCACCAGGCCCAACCUCUUCUUCCUCUUCCUCUACCUCCCCCUCUGGUCUCUGUCACUCCCACAAUCUCCUGUGCCAGUGCCACAACCCUGUACACCGUUCUCACCAUCACCACGGUGUUAGUUGUGCCCAUGAUAGCCUCAUCCCCGGUCCACUGUGGGAAAGAAGAGGAGAUGAGAUUGGAGACAACACAAGAGUGUACCGGAAAUCCAUAAGCAGUGAUGCACCUCACCACACUGAUGUGCCCCACUCACGCUCUGUCUCAGACUCAGACUACCACUAUGCCAGGCACUUGUCUGCACCCUACCCUCGAAGACGCUCAUCCUCAUCCAGUGACCAUGCCCACAGUAAGCUGGACUUUGAGGUGUCUGAUUUCUUCACGUUUGGCUGCCCGCUGGCCUUGGUGCUCGUUUACCGCAAGAUGGUCAACACCUCAGACAAGAACUCCACAGUGCAGCGUCCAGCUUGCCAGCAGGUGUAUAAUCUUUUCCACCCAACUGAUCCACUGGCAGUGCGUGUGGAGCCUCUCAUUUCAGCACGGUUUUCACUGUUGCCUCCCAUCACCAUCCCACGCUACACCAAAUAUCCUCUUGGGGAUGGUCUCCCCACACAUCUAUUGGAGUGCAUCCAGAGCAAUGGCAGUGUCUUCAUGGACCUGAGUGGAACCACAGGCUCCCCAUCUUUGACCGAGCACACUCGGCGCAUGUCUGAUGCCUCCAUCCUCUCCACUGUGUCUGGCAUGGGAGACACAGUUCCAUUGGCUACCAUCAAUGCCUUGAGUCAGCGGUGGUGGGGAACCAAGCGGCUGGACUACGCCCUGUACUGUCCCGAGGGAUUGGCUAACUUCCCCACCAACUCCCUGCCACACCUCUUCCAUGCCUCCUACUGGGAGUCCUCUGACGUUAUAGCUUUUAUUCUUAGACAAUUGGUGCGGACUGAACAUGCUGCUUACCAGGGAGAUGAUAAAGACCUUCCAGUGUUCUCUCCAACACAGCCUCGGGAAAAGUGGAUGAAGAAGAGAACUUCAGUCAAAAUUAAGAAUGUUGCUGCAAACCACCGAGGGAAUGACGUCAUAGUGAGGGAGGGAGCACCACAGUCUAUACAGGCCCGCUUCAUGUACGGCCCCCUGGACAUGGUUGCUUUGUCUGGUGAAAAGGUGGACAUUCACAUCAUGCGAGAUCCACCUGGUGGAGAAUGGCAACAGAUCUCUACAGAAGUCACAGACAAGAAUGGUCGCAUCGCCUUCACCGUACCACCAGACAAGGCUCUCAGCUGCGGCAUGUACCCCGUCAAGAUGGUGGUGCGGGGUGACCACACAAGUUCAACACUGUACCUGACCAUUGUACCUCCAAAGACGGAGUGUGUUGUCUUCAGCAUUGAUGGGUCAUUUACUGCAUCUGUCUCAGUCACCGGCCGAGACCCCAAAGUCAGAGCAGGAGCUGUUGAUGUUGUGAGGCACUGGCAAGAGUUAGGCUACUUAAUAAUAUAUGUGACGGGACGGCCGGAUAUGCAGCAGCAGAAGGUGGUGUCUUGGCUUGCUCAGCAUAACUUCCCCCAUGGCCUUGUGUCCUUUGCUGAUGGACUCUCCAGAGACCCUUUAGGCCACAAGGCUGACUACUUGAGGGGUCUUAUCCAGGAUCAUGCACUUCAAAUUGGAGCAGCAUAUGGCAGUGCCAAGGACAUUGCAGUCUAUUCUAGCAUUGGCCUCAAACCAGAGCAAAUUUUCAUUGUUGGAAAAGCCAGCAAAAAGCAGCAAGCCAAUGCACAGGUGCUAACUGAUGGUUAUGCUGCACACUUGUCCUCACUCUCAGCCUUAGGCAAGUCUCGUCCAGCUAAAGGAAAUCCCCAAAUGGUCAUCCCUCGGGGCUUUUUUGGGCUGCCAGGUCAACACAAUGCUUUGCGGAGAAGACGUUCUGCCAAGCGGACUACGUCUUUUCCCGUCCGGGUAGCUUCAGCAAGUGAGGGAGUGAUGAGGUCUCGGGGAUCUUCACAAUCUCGUCCCAACCAUAUGAGUAUGAGGUGUUAGUGUGUCCAUUAACUCCUGACACAGCUUAAUGUUACAAUGCUCAUGGAUUGCUAUGUCUGGUAUAAAUUAUAAUACAUAAUUGAUUUUGCAUUGGAAAUCUUAAUAUUGCAAGUGAGUAUAUACAGAAUAGUACUAAGAAAGGUACAGGACAACUGAAAGAUAAAGUCCAAUGAAACAGACAUUACUGUGUAUAAUGCUGAGGUUCUGCCAGUAGCAGCUCCUCAAUAACCUCAACUGAGGAACACUGGCUGGUGCACUUCUGACAGUGUUCAUGAGACACUCGAGUGAAUCACUCUUGAAAUUAAGUCAGAUUUUGCUCUAUGCUAGCUCAUGACCUUAUCACUUGUGUAUAUCAUUUGUGUCUCAUGAUUUCAAAUGGAUCUAGGUACCAAAACAUUUUGUAAGAGCAACAUCAAGUAGUAGUCUGAUGAACAGAGCUGAGUUUUCUUCAAACAUACAGUUUUGAUGUGUGCACCUCUUUAUGAUGCUUAUUGAUAUAUGUUCUUUACAACAGAAUAACAGAAUUUUAACAGAAAUUUUCCUGGAAUUCCCCAAAGUCACCACUUUGUGUAGGUUCGGCCAAACAGUCACACUUGUGUUUUGUUUCUCUCUUUAAGCUGAAAGUUUACUCACACUGUUCUGAUAAACUUAAUCUCAGGAUAUAUUUAUUUCAUGUGUCUGUAGCAGUUGAUGUUUUCUUUAAUUUAUUGAAUAACUAGUUGGGAGUUGUAAGCUGCCAAAUAGUAACAGUGAUCUAUUAAUGUACCUAUACUUCGUACUUAACAAAAGAAUGGUUAACUA